This is a messenger RNA of Agrilus planipennis (emerald ash borer), 1887 nucleotides long. RefSeq lists its product as uncharacterized. The transcript is spliced from 5 exons. The coding region runs from base 1 to 1887 and encodes 628 amino acids. Lineage: Eukaryota; Metazoa; Arthropoda; Insecta; Coleoptera; Buprestidae. The record is from RefSeq and is a predicted model, not a curated record.
AUGGCUAAUUCAGAAGAACAAUUAAACGUGCUGGAAAAUGGCUUCGCAAUUAGUCACGUCGCAGUGCGUAUUCCGCCAUUUAUCCCGAACGAUCCAGAACUAUGGUUUUCGAUGGUCGAAGAGAACUUUACAACAGCCGGUGUGACAAAGGAUGCGACCAAAUUUGGGUACAUUACCGGAGUGUUAGAACCGCGGUAUGCGUUAGAAGUGCGCGAUAUAAUAGUGAACAAACCCACGACCAACGCGUACGGUGUGUUAAAAUCUGAACUCAUAAAACGCCUCAGCACGUCCCAAGAGCAAAAGACGCGGCGCCUGCUAGAAUUGGAAGAAAUGGGCGGCAGGAANUUUCCCUUCGAUAUCAUUAUAAGCGGAUUCUACUUUAAGGUACUUGUCAAAUACAUAGGACGAUUAAUGACUAAUCAACGUCGUUUGAAAUUAUUAUCAGUUACUCUCAUUCUGUGUCAAUCAUGGGGUGACAAUGCUACAGAAGUAAGUGAUAAUGAGCAAGUCGAUAUUCCCAUUAGAAAAUGCAGAGAAAGAGAUCGACUAACCGCUAGUGACGACGAAGAUUAUUUCUCUCUGGUUGAUGUUCCUAUCGGAAAGACUUUUGUACUUCAGUGCCAUUUUUGCGGGGAAAAUGAUGAUAAAGAGCCCAAAGUUUGGUACAAGCAGAAGACCAUUCAGAACUCCAAACCUGAAGAGGUCGCCCUUGACAUGGACAACAACAUUACACGCAGUAGGGUCCAUGUCAAUUUGGAACACAGUCUUACAAUUAGAAAUGUAACUUCUGAAGACUCAGGAUUGUACUUGUGCGAGGGUACCGAAGGUCAAGAAAGCGAACAGAAAUUCAAUUAUUAUGUGGACAUCGUCUACGAACAAAAUGCCUCUGUGGAAACAGGGGAUGAAGAGGUUUGGAGGAAGUAUCACGAAGAAAAUUUGUAUCCUAUAAACAAACUCUUCAGGGCAUCGUCUGGUUCUGAGUUUGUUCGCCUUCGAGAAGAGGUAGGAUUAACGGUAGAGUUAUUUACAGACUGGGAUUCCUGGACUCCCUGUGACGCUUGCGGUAAACCCGUUGGUAAAGGAAUUACACAAAGGGAGGGCUAUUGCAGGAUAAAAAUCAUCCCCAUCAACAAAAAUACAGCCCUAUCAAAAUGUCGUAAUGAAGCAGAGAAGAACUUAAUUAACAUGAACAGGGUGUCUUGUUCGUCCUCGGCCUUCUUCACUUUUUAUCCUUAUAUAGGAAGUCUUACUAGGGUGCUUCCGGAUUUCCGAGAAAUAAAAUUUUGCAAAGGAACAUGCAAAGUAGGCAGUUCCGUGAGUGGCUGGAAGAGUGGUAAAAUAAAAUCGUUCAAGUACCGGAAAACGUAUGUCCUUGUUCAAGGAUCGCACUUGACCAUGGUGUGUCCCGAAGCGACCUCAGAGAACAUCAUUUUGUGGAAGCGCAAUGGAAAAAGGUUACCUCUCGGUGACAGCGUACCGCCUCCAGGCCCAGACGAAGAACCUCAUAUUACGGUUGACACGUUUGGGACCCUGUACCUCCGGGAAGUGACUUCUUCAGAAGAAGGAAACUACACCUGCCGGGUGGACAAUAUUAGAAUGCAACAGGUGUUGGUUUUCGUGAUUUCCAAGAGCAAACUUUUGACGGAUGCCCUUGUGAGACAUUUGAUCUAUUUGGGCAUUGUGUUGAGCCUCACAGUCAGCUGUUACUGUGCUGGUUUGGUGGUCGUCUUCAGGGACAGGAAGAAUUUCAAAACGUACGAAGAACUGAAGAAGGAAAAUGAAAAGAGGAAGAGACUGCUGACAGGACGAAGUCUGGACAUGGUGCAUGAUGAAUAUGAUGAAAACCAGGAGACAAAGUCGUUUCUUUCUGAUUUAAAUGAAGUUUGA